Molecule: messenger RNA, 1950 nt
Organism: Daldinia vernicosa
Lineage: Eukaryota; Fungi; Ascomycota; Sordariomycetes; Xylariales; Hypoxylaceae
Product: HET-domain-containing protein
Exons: 1
Coding region: 1-1950 (649 amino acids)
Source: RefSeq, a predicted model, not a curated record
AUGGGGCGCUACCGUUACGAUCCCCUUCCGGGACAACACUAUAUCAGACUGGCAACUAUUCAUCCGGGGAAGUUCAACGAUAAGAUUGCCAUUUCAUUUCACACCUCAAAGUUUCCUAAUAAUAUAUUGCCGUAUGAGGCUCUCUCAUAUGUAUGGGGCUCGAAGAAAGGCCGUACGUCAAUCCACGUUAGUAGGGUUGAUGCCACUACAACCAAUAGAUUACGGGAUACUGUUCAAAUGAAAUUCGAGAAACUCGGGGUUACGCGCAGUUUAGAUAUAGCCCUGAGACAUCUGCGUGAUGAUAAGACGCCCCGGGUUGUGUGGAUCGACGCACUCUGUAUUAACCAAACGGAUGAACUCGAAAAAGGCCCUCAAGUCGCAAUGAUGGGAGAGAUCUUCCGGCUUGCUCGUCAGGUGGUUGCUUGGCUUGGACCAGAAGCAAACGAUAGCAACCGUGCUAUGUAUCUAAUGGACUAUAUUGGAUCGCAGGUUGAAGUUGAUUUUGUCAUGCAGACAAUAAGACCUGCGAUGGGUUGCACUGAUUCGGGAAUCAGCAACCGCAACAUCGCACUCCCUUUCCAAGACGAAGAUAUUUACUCGAUUUACCACUUACUAUCGCGACAGUGGUUCGACAGGCUAUGGAUCAGACAAGAAAUUUAUUUGGCAAGUCCGGAAGCAGUUAUUAUGUGCGGCCUCAAGCAAGUCAAGUGGACAAGUUUUCGACGAGGUUUAGGGUGUAAUUUCAUGAAACCCAUCCCGCAGUCAGACUUCUCUGGUCAAUGCGAAACCCGAAUAUAUGCUCUACAAGGAUUUAUUUUUCAGAAAAAACUAGGCAACUUAAUAGGCUUAGACUCUGAUUAUAAUAGUACACAGUGCCUAGACCCACGAGACCGACUCUAUGCCAUCUCGGCUUUGUUAAACGCCCACGACAAGGCAUUGAUCCCAUCGCCGGACUACACUCAACCUUACGAUAAACUUUACACGACUGUCGUAGGAAGCUGGAUUAAACGCUACGAGUCCUUAAACAUACUACACCGCUGUCAGCUUCAAGGCGGUACGUGCCCGAGCUGGGUUCCUGACUGGUCAAAACUAGACUCCAGACCUAAUAUGCUCGUCUUCAAAUUAUACCUGUCGCCGCUUGUAGCCUGGUAUAAAUUUCCGCAACCUGGCGUACUGAGAGUUAUGGGUGUCUCCAGCUGCGCUGUCUCAGUAUAUCAUCAGUUGCCGCAAAUGUCACGCUCCAAAAAGACGAUGCUCGAGCAGAUACGAACCUUGCUGUUAAAGGUAGACCUGGAGCAGCAGCACACAACUGAAUACUACACUAGGCUACUUGCUCACGAUCGAUUUGCCAAUAGCUCAGAUCCACCCGAUUUUAGUUUACCGGACUUCGAAGAGGCGAAACAACUUGUGGAGUUCAUCAUGUCUAAUUGUGACUUCAACGAUGUCAACAACGAGGACUUCGUGCAGUCCUUGGGUGUUAGCAAUUUCCUUUCGGUAGUUCAUUGCUUAACAAGUGGACGCCGAUCCAUUCAGUGUACAGGUGGUUAUAUGGGGGUUACUCCGGCAUUAGCACAGCCUGGUGAUGAGGUCUAUAUUCUACUUGGUUGCUCGCAUUCGUUAUUGCUACGCCCACAAGGCAAUAACAAAUUCAAGGUAAUUGGUAGGUGUUUUGUGCCUGGCUUAAUGUAUGGCGAAGCUCUUCUCGGACCUCUCCCCGACAACAUUCGGAUAAUCGAAUGCUAUGACGAAAGGGUUGACAACUACGCUACGGCUUUUAGAGAUAUCUCUUCGGGCGAGAUAUUCUACGAGGACCCACGUUUAAAAUCACUACCCGUAGACCUCGAAGACUUCCGCAGACGACUACAAGGCAAUCCCCGUGCAGAUUUGUAUGUAGAACCAGAUAUAUUCAGGGAACGUGGAGUGGAUUUGAAAUGUAUUGAUCUAGUGUAG